AUGGCUUUGGAGGGCGUGGUUACUGGAAUAAAAGUAAACGGCAAACCCAUCAACAACAUUCGAUAUGCGGAUGACACUGAAAUACUGACUAGUAAUCCGGGGGAUCUACAGGACAUACUAGAUAGAGUUACCGAGGUGGGCGAGCAAUUUAGUCUGAGCCUUAACAUCACAACAACUAAAUUGGUUAUUGGUAGACAGGAAUUAAAUAACAUCAACCAUACAAUCAAUGGUGACGCAGUUGAAAGGGUGUCCACAUUUAAUUACCUGGGAGCCACCUUCAAUGAGAAGUGCGAUUGUGAUGAGGAGGUAAAAAUUCGACUCGGAACUGCAACAACUACGUACCUACUUGAAAAUGAAAAAUAUACUUUUCCAGAGAACGCUACUGUUCCGCCUUCGAUUGCGGAUAAUCAAGUGCUAUAUAUGGCCUAUCUUGUUAUAUGGAGUGGAGACAUGGUCACUCAAG
Molecule: messenger RNA, 463 nt
Organism: Dendroctonus ponderosae (mountain pine beetle)
Lineage: Eukaryota; Metazoa; Arthropoda; Insecta; Coleoptera; Curculionidae
Exons: 1
Source: RefSeq, a predicted model, not a curated record